Molecule: messenger RNA, 1292 nt
Organism: Mangifera indica (mango)
Lineage: Eukaryota; Viridiplantae; Streptophyta; Magnoliopsida; Sapindales; Anacardiaceae
Product: gamma carbonic anhydrase 1, mitochondrial
Exons: 5
Coding region: 193-1005 (270 amino acids)
Source: RefSeq, a predicted model, not a curated record
UUCAUAAGAUUUAAUGUUAUCGAGUCUCAAAUCCCCAAUUUGCCCUCCCAAGGAUAUGCGAUAUUCUUCCACCGGAGCUCAAAGCACAACGGUAUCGUUUUCUUCUCCAGCCUGUUUCCCCUGAAACUUAAAAGCCCAAACCCCACUGACUUUUGCCGUACCUUCCUUUACUUACGCUCUCACCGAUAAAAAAUGGGAACCCUUGGGAGAGCCAUAUACACUGUUGGAUUCUGGAUUCGCGAAACUGGCCAGGCCCUUGAUCGUCUCGGCUGCCGCCUCCAAGGCAACUAUUAUUUUCAGGAACAAAUGUCUAGGCAUCGAACUCUGAUGAACAUAUUUGAUAAAGCUCCUGUGGUUGACAAGGAUGCGUUUGUUGCUCCUAGUGCCUCUAUCAUCGGGGACGUUCAAGUAGGAAGAGGAUCAUCUAUUUGGUAUGGGUGUGUUUUGAGAGGGGAUGUAAACAGCAUUAGUGUUGGAGCAGGAACUAAUAUACAAGACAACUCACUUGUGCAUGUGGCAAAGUCUAACCUAAGUGGGAAGGUGCUACCAACUAUUAUUGGGGACAAUGUUACUGUAGGCCAUAGUGCUGUUUUACAUGGCUGCACUGUUGAGGAUGAAGCCUUUGUGGGAAUGGGAGCAACUCUACUCGAUGGUGUUGUUGUUGAGAGACAUGGGAUGGUUGCAGCUGGAUCUCUUGUGAGGCAGAAUACAAGGAUCCCUUCUGGUGAGGUAUGGGGAGGCAAUCCAGCAAAGUUCCUGAGAAAGCUUACUGAUGAAGAGAUAUCCUUUAUAUCCCAGUCAGCCACCAAUUAUUCCAACUUGGCACAGGUGCAUGCUGCUGAGAAUUCAAAGCCCUUUGAUGAGAUUGAGUUUGAGAAAGUUCUUCGCAAAAAGUAUGCUCGUCGGGAUGAGGCAUAUGACUCAAUGCUAGGUGUUGUCCGUGAAACUCCCCUAGAGAUUACACUUCCAGAUAACAUCAAAAAUCCAAAGGCCUUGCAGAAAUGAUAUUAUUCUGUAGCUAUUUCUUGUUGAAUUUGAAUAUUGAAAUUUGAAGGAAUAUUUGUUUUACAUGCAAAUACAUGGAGAGGGGGUCAUUCCAAUUCCCAAUAAGACCAGAUAUGUAGGGUAGAUUUAUGGCUCCUUGUUAGCUAAUGCAUUCUUCUGGAUGUUUAAAAUCUCAAUUUCUGCUCUGCUAGGAACUAAUACCACAAAGCAUCUUGUAUGUUGAUGUUUUGUCUGGUAUUUGAGAUACUUAUUUUUGAGAUGAUUUUUCAACUGUCGGCACUUUUUGA